AGUACGGAUGCAGGUAUGCGUGUCUGUGCAGUUUUUGAGUCUCUUGUGUUUCGUAAUAUUGUAGUUCUCUUGCGUGGGCCGUGCCCACAGAGAAAGGCGAGGCAUGAGCUGCUGCCUGAGGCCGCACAUUCCUUCACAUUCCACAGGAGGAGGGAAACAAUGGCGGCGUGCUCCUCAGGAAGAUGACACCAGAAUCCAUUUUAAGUUCACCAUGAAGAACGGACGUCUGUUCUUACUUCAGCCCGCAACACAACGCAAAAUAAAUGGAUAAAAAAAUAAACAAAAGUGCAGUGAAACACUUCGACACUGGAAUGACGUCAGUGAUAGGUGACGUAUGCCCUGCCAGAUGACCAAAUAAGGAGAGGGGCACAUGAAAGUGGACUUAGUUUUGUUCUGGUUCAGUAUGAAUGAGAAGAAAGCUCGCCUGGGUCACGUGUCCGUACUGACACGCCGAUAAAUCAACCUGUCUGAUCGAACGUGCGCGCGUGCGUGCGUGUGUACAUUGGUGCGCGAGCUGCUGUAGUUUCUUGAGGAAAAAGAAAAGAGGAAGCAGUUCCGCCCCCACGAGCUGCCCGGAGGCCGAACCGAGGGGAGCAGAAAGAAGACACACGCACACGCACACGCACAGACACGCGGCUGCUCGAGCCUGGAACAGAACUUGUUGCUGUGGCGGAUGGACUCGUCGCGUCUGGCUGUGAGUCAAAGAAGAAAUGAGUAAAGUUUCCGUUUGAAGCCGAAACCCUCCGCGCGCCCCCCCCCCGCUAACAACAACGGUACCGAGCGAUCCGCCGCACUACUUUACGCCAGGCCCUGCAAGCUUUCCGAUCCGGACCAAUCCCAGUUCCAAACCAGUAUGAGUGGAGAAGAGGAGCGGUUCAAGCUGGUGGUGGUAGGAGGAGGAGGGGUGGGGAAGAGCGCCCUGACCAUCCAGUUCAUUCAGUCCUACUUUGUGUCGGACUACGACCCCACCAUCGAGGACUCCUACACAAAGAUCUGCUCUGUGGAUGGGAAGGAGACCCGGCUGGACAUCCUGGACACUGCAGGUCAGGAGGAGUUUGGAGCGAUGAGGGAGCAGUACAUGCGCUCAGGAGAAGGCUUCUUAUUGGUCUUUGCACUCAACGACCGGAGCAGCUACCAUGAGGUGCAGAAAUUCCACACUCAGAUCCUGAGAGUCAAGGACCGAGACGACUUCCCCAUGGUGCUGGUUGGAAACAAGGCAGACCUGGAACAGCAAAGAGUGAUCUCCAGAGAGAAUGCUGUGGCAUUCGCCAGAGAGAACAGGAUCCACUACAUGGAGGCUUCAGCCAAGAACCGCCACAACGUUGAUGAAGUCUUCCUGGAGCUGGUGCAAAUUAUCCGGCGGUUUCAGGAGAUGGAGAGUCCUCCUCCUCAAAGUCAUCACACAAGGAAACAGAAAAGGGGGGGCUGUCCCUGUGUCCUCCUCUAAGCAAUGUUACCAUGGACACCAAAUCCCUCUACAGCAGAGAGAGAGAGAGAGAGAGAGAGAGAGAGACAGACAGAGAGAGAGAGAGAUUAAUUUGCACUUUUGCCAAAAGCAACUUUAAAUCAGUGUAAUCGUUUAUUUUAAUGCGAGGAUGAAGUGAGAGGUGUCAGUAACCAUCUGGUGGAGAGAAGGGAGUGUGUGGUCGGUGUGAUAGGGAGAUCAAAUGAAAAAACAGCUGUUUAGAAAGCCUCUGUGGUGAAUGAUGACGUCAGCGGUGACGUCCAUGGGUUGUCAUGUUGCAUGCCUUUCUGCAGGGGGCAGCAGACCCCCCCACUCCUGUUGUGACAGAGGGUUGAAAGACCCCUGUAGCAGCACAGAGAACGUGACCGGGCGUGCGUAGGGCAGUGCAGUAUUCAUGACAGCGGAAAUUGCUUCUGCAUUUGCACAUUUCCUUUGACAUUUUCUGGAUGUUCAUUGUUUUAGUGAAAGGUGGACUGCAUUCUGGUACUACGUAUUUCUUUUGAUCUUAAUCAGCUUGUUACUUCAUCUGUGCCUCAAUAAGGGAUAAAUGUAAAAUAAUAUUUUGCAGACAUCAAGUGGUGAAAGUUUACUCUUGACACGAUAACCUCCAGGUUCACUCUUCAUGGAGCUUUUAACUUCAUCUGAUGGGCUUCCUCAGAUGAUUGUUGGUCUCCAUGGUGAUGAUUCAGCCGUGACAUGACAUAAAUGUUGGACUUUAGUAUAGUGAUCUGGUGGAUGCGCUGUGAUUGACUGGCCCAUGUGAUGUCACGAUGAUGUCAUGUCUUCUUGUGGAGUAGCUGUCUCAUGGGGAGGUCCAGCUACAGAAGCAGUCCCUCUGGAUGCUCAUUCAACUGUUAUCAUUCUGACAUCACAUGAUGACGAUUUCUUCACGACAUCCGAACCAGCAUUUCCAACAUUCCAAACAAAGCUGACAAGUGGUCUGUGGCUUUCAGUGGAUGGAUACACAGUUGUUUUGGUCUUAAAGGUGUCUUAUAUUCUACCUUCUGUGUCAUAUUCAGUGUUUCCCUUUAGCUUUAGAGGGGGUUAGGGUUAGGCCCUCUGUCCAAGCGUGCUCACCCGUGUGUGUGUGUGUGUGUGUGUGUGUGUACAUUUCCGCGUAGGGGGAAAUUUGGAGGGACGGGGCGCCCCUUGUUUAAACUUCACUGGAGCCUUAAGACGGCCUAGCGCUCCUGGCCCAGAGGGCCAGCCUCCCCAUUUAUCAUAUUUGUAAGUCUCCCUUCAGUGCAGUAGCCCCACCCCCUACAGUACGGUAGCCCCACCCCUUCUGUGCAGUAGCCCCUAUCCACUGGUCGAGGUCACUAUUGCAGCAACAGAGCUAAGCAAGCAGCCGUCCCCCCCCAGGUUCGCACACACACACUCAGGCGAGACGUGUAGGCCAUUCACAGGGUGUGUGUCCUUGUAUUGGUAGGGCGAGAAUAUAACACACUCCUCACUGCCAUUUAUUUGCAAGGAAAGAUGAACGCACUAUUAUGCACACUAAGAGACAGUGGAAAAUUGAAUGAAAUCUCUCAUAAAAUAUGUCCACUAAUAUCCACCUUCCUAUCCACCACCUUUAUUGCUUUGGACAGUGUGUAUCUAUAUUACAACCUGCAAUUCACAUCAUUCUAUUUUCUAUUGUAAUGAAAGCCAAAUCUCUUUUAUACAUUAUUAAAACAUUUACAACCUAA
Pungitius pungitius (ninespine stickleback) is the source of this 3153-nucleotide messenger RNA. RefSeq names its product RAS related (gene rras). Bases 854 to 1447 code for a protein of 197 amino acids. Gene Ontology annotation, cellular component: plasma membrane. Gene Ontology annotation, molecular function: GTP binding; GTPase activity; GDP binding. The transcript is spliced from 6 exons. The record is from RefSeq and is a predicted model, not a curated record. Gene Ontology annotation, biological process: Ras protein signal transduction. NCBI's taxonomy places the organism in Eukaryota, Metazoa, Chordata, Actinopteri, Perciformes, Gasterosteidae.